CUGACCCUGUGCUUUGUGGCCAAGUCAGAGCCCCGACGCCUGCCUUGGUCUCCCCACUCGUGAAGGCUCUGCCCCUCCUGCCGCAGCCCUGCAGCAUGCAGCCCCCGGAGAGCAGUGUCCACUAUAGCAGGUGGGAUGACAGCAGCCUGGACCAAGUCAGCGUGGCAGCCGUGUCCAGCACAGAGGAGCCCUCGUGCUGCCAGAGGAUCUCCCAGAAGCUGUGCAGGGGCAAGCUGGGGGUCGCCAUGAAGGUGCUGGGCGGAGUGGUCCUCUUCUGGGUCAUCUUCAUCCUGGGCUACGUCACCGGCUACUACGUGCACAAGUGCAAAUAAGGGCGCCCGGUGUGUGCAGUCAGGGCUGGCUGCACACGCUUCAGGGCACAGGCUCGUAGGGAUACCCUGUAUACAUGGACCCCCCUGUAUACACACACCCCACAAUACAGACCCCCAUAUACACAGACUGUUACAUAAACGCCCUCAAAUAUACAGAUGCCCCAUAUAAACAGGCCCAGUGACAAAGACCCCCCUGUAUACACAGACCCCUCUCAUGUACAUGGGCCCCAGAGGCAGACAGACACAGGGACAUGUGCUGGCACCCAGGCUUACGAAGACACCAGGGCCACGGGUGUCACAGGCCCAACACGAGGGUGCACACAAGUCCUUUAAAGGACUGAGAGACAAACCCUGUCAUGUGCCACCACCCAAAGGCACGUGGCUGGGAGAGCUGGUCCCAGCUUCAGCCGGAGCUGCAGGACACACCCAGGCCGGGCCCUGAGGCCCAGAGCCCCUGGUCACAGCAGGUGGCCAAUCUCUCCAAGCCAGGGCCUAAGCCCUUCCUUUGUUGAGGCUGGGAUAAGGGGUGCCUUCUGCAGAUACCCCAAGCCCACCUCCCUGGUGGCCCUCAGGGCAGGGUCCUUCCCACUGCCCUCCUCCCCGUGGGGGCCUGUGCAGAGCUCUCCGGGCCUUUCUGACUCCCGGGUGUACAAGGAUGGCUCCGAGGGCUGGGUCCCCCACCCUUCCCUUGGGGACUGAGACCAGCCCCGGAAGGCACUUCCUGCACAGAGCAGGGAGGGGGCCUCGGCCCUUGUCCCAGACCCACCGCCGGGUCUCCCUGAGUGAAGCAGGCGGGUGCUUCCUGGGCUGCCCACCUCACGGGCUGGGCGUGUGUACCCCCGGGGCCGGCCACUGCCAGGGAGGACCCCGGUCUGCCUCUCCUUCCCCAGGCCUGUCUGCAGGCCCGAGCUUGUGCACAAAGGCAUCAUUAAACGUCUGCUGGGUGA
Molecule: messenger RNA, 1279 nt
Organism: Propithecus coquereli (Coquerel's sifaka)
Lineage: Eukaryota; Metazoa; Chordata; Mammalia; Primates; Indriidae
Gene: SMIM1
Product: small integral membrane protein 1 (Vel blood group)
Exons: 2
Coding region: 96-332 (78 amino acids)
Source: RefSeq, a predicted model, not a curated record